Messenger RNA from Hermetia illucens (black soldier fly), 2133 nucleotides. RefSeq lists its product as uncharacterized. The transcript is spliced from 5 exons. Bases 230 to 1909 code for a protein of 559 amino acids. The record is from RefSeq and is a predicted model, not a curated record. Lineage: Eukaryota; Metazoa; Arthropoda; Insecta; Diptera; Stratiomyidae.
UUGGGAGGAUUCCUUGUUCUUUGGAUGUAGAAGUAAGAAAAGUAUGGGGUGGAGGGCUUCAAGUGCAUGAUAUUGUUUUGUUUUUAAGACGGUGGUCAAAGUAGUGAAAAUUAAAUAAUAAAACAGAGAAGUGAACAGGAGGAAAGAAAUAGGUGGGAUUUACUUCAUUUUUUCUUUUCCUUCUGAAUGUUUCUCUAUCAUCAAGGUAUUAUUGCGAAAAGCAAUAAAGAUGGAGUCUCCCAUGAAUAUUUAUGAAAUUACUUCCGAAAACGACAGUUCUUCGGAUCCUGAAUUUGAAGACUACUUUGAAUUGAACGAAAAUUUCACACAUCUAACAAAUUUGAUCCGACUCCAAUAUUUCACUUAUAUUAAGCAAAUAAUCCAUAAAAACUACGCAGAAUGGAGGAAACAUCAAACGGAUAACAAAAUAAGAAUAAUAUCCGACGAGUAUCUAGAGAAAUGUGCAGCAUAUUAUGAGCAACGUGCGGUUCGAUACUGUAUGGUGGUUCAGCUCUAUAGAAAGUAUAUGCUUCGAAUUAUCAGCGAAAUACGUCGCGAAACAGCUUGUUGUGAACUUAUAUCAAAAUUGAAACAAAGCCUUUCGAAUGUCAAACCGGAAAAGGAUGAGGACAAAUUACACAUACACAUCAAGCACGAGCAACUAAAUGGUAGUCAAGAGAAGUUCCCUAAUAAAAACUUGCAGGCAACUAUCGCGCCAUCGCAGGAUAGAAGCUGUCAAGAUGAAACCAAAAACAUUUUCCCGAUAGUCACAAUAAUUACAGAGCGUAACUGUGAAAAUAAUAAUGAAUCUUCUCAAUCGAAAUGCAAUGGUGAUACAACCGCUGAUUAUUUACAUAAUAGAACUGCAAAAGAAUGCACCCUUCUAGCCAAUAAUUCCAGUUUAGUGCCUUACGGAUCAGAUGAUAACAGUUCACAAGAUUCACCGCCGUGCAAAUCACCAAAUGGUUUACAAACGAACAAUAAUGAAGACAAUUGUAGCAAAGAACCCCUUGACACGCCAUAUGAAUCUCUUUCUUUACAAGAAAAAAUUCAAAGGUUCCAAGAAACUCUUAACAAAAAACAGCCUGUCGAAAAUCCAAAGCGAUCAAAUUUAAAACGGAAAAAGUCAAUUCAGGCUCAUCAGAAACACAUUGUGCACAGAAAACUAUCUGUUUCACAGCCAAUAUCGCCGGUAUCGACUUCUUCUGAGGAUGAACUUGCUCAAGAUUCUGACCAUGAUCCCAUCGCAAAAGACUUGGAAAUGCUUUUCGGUGAAGAUAAAAACUCGAAUGACAUCGAGGAUAUUUUUGGCGACAGUACCUACAAUGCUGACAUCGCAUUGGUUCUGCGUGAAAUUGAACUAUCGAAUGUAACAGGCAAUGAAAAAUCUGCUUCUAAAACGAAGACAUGCCUCAGUACUAAACCUGCAGCUAAAUUGGAGAAGAAAAACAAGCGUUACAGACUAAAACCUUUGGUUUGUGAUUUAAGACAGAGUCUAUGGCCGUGCGAGCUUCACAUGUGGAAGCAACGGUUACGAGAAACAUUGAGUCAAUUGGCUGAUGCCAAUAUACGCCAUCACGAUCAACUACGCGAACGUUUUCUUCUUCUGUUCGGUGAAGACAGUGAAGAUGAAUUUGCUCCAUACAGUCCAAGCCUCGAGCUGAAUCAAGUGUUGAUAUCGAGCUGUAUGAAACGUGUGGCCCCGAUAAUUGUGAAGUAUUUGAUGCAUCCCAUGAAUGAAGGCUUGAUUGCCAACAGGUACUUGUUUAAGAGGCUGGCAAAAAAGUUUGCUUUUAAUAUUGUAAUGUCCGAUCAAUAUGCAGAUGAAGAAUUUAUCAAAGAGGAAAUAGAUAUGUUUUUCUGCACGGGUCGGAGAGUUGAAAAUCUUUCAGACAUAGAAAGCAUUUAAUUUAAAAUUCAGAAAAUUUAAUCAAUUUUAUUUUCAGUAUUUGUGUUAUAAGACUGAAAGUUGUCACUAUUAAGUUCCAGGUUAAUACCACGUUAUAGUUGGCGGAAUGAAUUCGAACAAACUGAUCUUAUUUUCUAGUCUAUGCUAUUUUCGUGUGAGAAAAUAAGCAAAAACAUUAUAUCAUGUUAGCAUUGAAAAUUUUUUCAUUAAACAGUUAUCCAUUG